AUGAAAUUAAUCACAGAUUUAGAGAAUCUUUUACACAAAGAGAGGAAGACCGCUCGAAGACUUAGUCAGGUCACUGUAGAACAUGGUCACAGUUACCUUUUAAACGACCUAACUAUUUCCUUCAUCUUGUACUACCUCGCCUCUCGUUACAUCCACCUCCUCCCCCACAACCUCUCCUGUCUCGCAUGGCCUGUUUACUGGUUCUUUCAAUCCUCUGUCCUCGGUGGUGUUUGGGUCAUAGCACAUGAAUGUGGCCACCAUGCCUUCAGUAACUACCAAUGGGUCGAUGACACCGUUGGGUUUCUGCUACAUUCUGCUCUCCUUGUCCCUUAUUUCUCUUGGAAACACAGUCACCGCCGCCACCAUUCCAACACCGCUUCACUUGAACGUGAGGAAGUCUUCGUCCCUAAACUAAAAUCUAAUCUCCCUUCAUUAGUUAUCUGCCUAAACAACCCACCUGGUCGAGUCCUUUAUAUCUUGUUCAUCCACACCCUAGGCUGGCCUCUGUACCUAAUGUUCAACUAUGGUGGCAGGAACUACGAUAGGUUUGCAUGCCACUUUUACCCAAAAAGCCCUAUUUACUCGAAAAGUGAACGCACUCAGAUCAUUGUUUCUGAUGUCGGGGUCAUGAUUGUCGCUUACCUCCUCUAUAAUCUAGUAAUGACCAAGGGGCUCACAUGGGUGUUCUGUACGUAUGGCGUGCCACUGCUCAUUGUCAACACUUCACUUAUUUGUGUUACAUUCUUGCAUCACACGCACUCUUCGUUGCCCCAUUAUGAUUCGACGGAAUGGGAUUGGCUGAGGGGAGCUCUAUCAACAGUCGAUAGAGAUUAUGGGAUCUUGAACAUAACUGGCCACAACAUCACUAAUACCCACGUCACCCAUCAUUUGUUCCCUAAAAUACCUCAUUAUCAUGCAAUGGAAGCCACGAAAGCAAUCAAGCCCAUAUUGAAAGAUUAUUACAGGUUUGAUGACACACCGAUUCUGAAAGCCUUAUACAGAGAAGCAAAAGAAUGCGUAUAUGUUAAAUCAGAUGAUAAUGAAGUGGCCAAAGGUGUCUUCUGGUUUGACAAUAAGUUUUAA
This is a messenger RNA of Lactuca saligna, 1083 nucleotides long. NCBI's taxonomy places the organism in Eukaryota, Viridiplantae, Streptophyta, Magnoliopsida, Asterales, Asteraceae. The record is from the annotation of a GenBank genome assembly.